Rhodofomes roseus is the source of this 1584-nucleotide messenger RNA. RefSeq lists its product as uncharacterized. Gene Ontology annotation, molecular function: oxidoreductase activity, acting on the CH-OH group of donors, NAD or NADP as acceptor. The transcript has 6 exons. The record is from RefSeq and is a predicted model, not a curated record. Bases 469 to 1215 code for a protein of 248 amino acids. NCBI's taxonomy places the organism in Eukaryota, Fungi, Basidiomycota, Agaricomycetes, Polyporales, Fomitopsidaceae.
GUUUGCUGGUCGGAUGAGCCGGAGGUCGUUCUGCGCUCGCCGCCGCUCUAUAGAAUAGCUUCGGGCAUGCUUCGGUCGUCUUGACCGUCUUGCUGACUACCUGAUGUCAUCGUGCAUCACGAAGCGCCAGGUCGCGGGAUCGUCGCGGCCAAUGAGUGGGCGGGGAAGCUCCCGUCCUGGCGAGUGACAAGGAGAGGACGCUCCCGACGAUGAACGAACUGUGGUCGUCGAUCCCGCGUCCGGAAGUCAGGCUAGACUCCGGGUGACCCGGGAAAUGACUGAAUCCGAGCGGUUCGCAAUCCGCCUUGAGUGUAAAACACCAGUCGGCGUAGGUUCGGGUGGUUUGCGGGACUCGGACGAGCUGCAGCACCGCUGUAUAAGACGAGGGUCGGGACGCCAGGUAUACCAGCACUUGCAGAACAACUCCCUGUCAUCCAGCUACCAAAGCAGCUCUAUACACCUUGCAACAUGCCUUCGUACCUCGUCACCGGAGCUAGCAGGGGUAUUGGCCUUGCGACUAUAACACAGCUUCUCCAAGACCCGAAGAACUUCGUGAUCGCCGCAGUGCGCAAUGCCGAGUCUGAGAGUAUCAAGAAACUGGCAAGUGAAUACCCCAAGGACCGGUUCGCCGUCGUAAAGCUCGACUACGCCGACUACCCCAGUAUCGGCAAGGCCGCAGAGGACGCCGCCAAGAUCCUGCCAAAUGGACUGGAUUACUUGAUUAGCAACGCCGGUGUAUCCUAUCAGGAGAGCGCGAGCUUCGAGUCGAUCGACCUGAAGGUCUUCGAGGAGGAACUGCGCAUCAACACCGUCGCGCCGAUCGAGGUCGUCCGCCAAUUCCUCCCCUUGGUGCGCAAGAGUGCUGUGAAGAAGGUCGUCUUCGUCAGCACCCUCAACGGUUCGCUCGACUUCGCCCCGAAGGUGGCGACACUGACGAUCACCUAUGCGAUGGCCAAAGCGGCACUGAACAUACUUGCUCGCAAGUGGGCUGCCGUCCUGUAUAAAGAGGGUAUCACCACAGUCGUCCUCCACCCUGGCUGGGUCGAGACUGAGCUGGGCCUGACCAUCAAGGAUUGGUGGGCGAAGGUCAACCCGGACCUCAAGCCCAUCUCCGUCAAGCAGUCCGCGGGGGACGUCCUCCGCGUCAUCUGGGAUGCUCCACUCGAGGAGCAGAUCAAGCUGUACAACCAUACCGGGGCUGUGUUCCCCUGGUGAGGCAUCGGUAUUAUUGCGCCUUGUCCUCGAAGUCCAUACCUUGGCUGUAUGAAUGAUGCAAUCUCGCCGACGAUGUAAUUUAUGUUUUGCUCUGGACACCCUGUGGGCGGUCGAGUUUGUCGAAUGCCACCGAUGGCGCGGUAAACCUUGGACGUUUGGGUCAUCGAUUUCCUGCGAGAGAACAUACCGCGCAUCCGACGACGCGGGUAAUAAGUGGUCCUCUCGCGCAAAGUGACCAAGGGGUGAGGAUGCCGUCGGCCGACGAACCACAACCGCGACCUACUCCCGUCAUGUAUGGGGCGCAGUGUGCGUGCAGACAACGGGGAUUGCAAUUGAGGACGAUAUGCAUGUUCCAACAGAACAGGAAUG